Messenger RNA from Danio aesculapii, 3088 nucleotides. It is a transcript of the gene vsig8a, whose product is annotated as V-set and immunoglobulin domain containing 8a. The record is from RefSeq and is a predicted model, not a curated record. The coding region runs from base 165 to 1244 and encodes 359 amino acids. The transcript is spliced from 9 exons. NCBI's taxonomy places the organism in Eukaryota, Metazoa, Chordata, Actinopteri, Cypriniformes, Danionidae.
AAGUGACUUGUUGUCUCACAGUGAAGCCAUUCAGAUGGUGAAGACUGAAGCUGAGAGAUGAACCGGCGCUACAUCUUCCCUUUUCAUUUCCAGGCUUAAACGUGUUUCUUCAAGACUUCAAUCUGCUGAAUGGGAGGAAGUGGCACAAAAAGCCCUGUCCAAACAUGAAUGUACAAAAUCGCUGCUGCAACAAAAGAUGUCGAAAAUGGCCUUGCGUUACACGAACAAGCUUGUCCCCGUUGUCCUCAUUUAUGAUAUUGAAUGUGUUCAUCCUGUUUCUCACAGCAAAAGUGACAGUGGCGAUGAAAGUGACCUCCAGUGGCCCGCAGACAAUGCAAAUGGCUCAAGGGGAAUCUGUUACACUAGACUGCACCUACACGUCUGGUCCAGCAGACACAGGAGAGCUUGACAUUGAGUGGUCAGUCAUCAGCCCAGACACCACCAAAAAAGACCAGAUGAUCAUAUCAUACACAGGAGGAAGACGAUAUACUUAUGGUGACCCUGCUUUGAUGAAAGGUCUGGACUUCACGGCUCCAGAUCCUGGUCAAGGAGAUGCGUCUCUGUCUAUUGCCUCUCUGACUGACAGUCAUGCUGGAACAUAUCAGUGCAAGGUCAAAAAGGCACCAGGGGUCGACAGCCGCAAAAUAUCACUGGUUGUGAUGGUGAGACCGUCUGUGCCGAAUUGCUGGGUUGAUGGCGGUGGAGGAGUGGGUGAAGCGGCGUCUCUCCUCUGCAGAUCAGACGAGGGCUCCGCGCCGCUGCUGUACUCAUGGAGGAGAGAGAGCGGAGGAGCGAUUCCUGCAGACGCCACUCAGAAUUCCCUCACGGGAGAACUUCUGAUCAGUAAUCUCUCCAUAAGUCACACCGGUGUGUAUUCCUGUGAGGUUUCCAACGCUGUAGGGAAAGAAAGCUGCCGACUAACCCUUCAAGCUGUAAAGCCUCCUAAUAGAGCAGGAGUGAUAACAGGCACUGUCGUUGGCUGUUUACUGCUCAUCAUGAUCGUCCUGCUCAUUAUCUGGCUCCUCGUCUUCAGAUGCAACUGGAAUCGACGGGAGAAAGAGUUCUCGAAUGAGAUUAGAGAAGAUGCUCCUGCACCCGAGAGUCGCCCAACCAGCAGAGUCUCCAGCUUCCGCUCAGGUGUGGCCUACAGUCAGGUGGGACAAGUACAAAAUGAACAUCCAACCUCCAGCAACACCAGCUACAGCACAGCAAAAUAUGACAGCAGAUUUGGUUAUGCUGUGUGAGAGAUGAAAAUGAACAAAAUGAACAAAACUGCCCCACAAAAUCAAGAAGAGGGGGUAAAACAACCCUGAAUAUCACAAGCAAAGUGAAAUAUUUGCUGCAUUACAUUUAGAUCUAUGAACAUUGCAUCAGAUUUGUAUGUGGGUGUGUGCGUGUGUGUGUCCAGAGUUUUAAACAGAAAUUCUCUUAUCUUAUCAACAUUAACAAGCAGAUACAAUGUAAGUAAGAAUUUUUUUACAUUAUAGAUUAUACAUUUAUUGACAAUAACUUGAUUAAGUUAAAUGAUUAUUGGUUCUUGCAUAACUUGUGAUGGACUAACAUCUGACUGGUGUGUUUUGUCUCUAUAGCCAGAAUAUGACGUGUUGUUUCACAGGUACAAACUGUUUUUAACAUGUAUUUCAUUAAUCAACAUUAUUAAUCAUACACUCAAAAACUACUUUUUUACUUGUUCAAACUACUUUAUUAAAAUGAGCUGAGACAACAAAAUUCUUGAUAUUUCAUUGGGACAACUUAAUUUUUGUAUGUUCAAUCCACAUAAAUUUGUGAAUCCACACAAGUGUUGGGACAACAUGAAUGAAUUGAGUGAAACCCUACAUUAUUUUACAGCUAAAGUAUUGUAACCACACUUUUGGUCAAAAUUGAGUUAAACCCUAAAAAGGAUCUUGUGACAUCUGUUCUGUCUUGUGACAAACUCUCUUGGUUCAAUUUUAUCCUGAUUCAGAAAAAAACUGUGUCAAAAUUGCAGUAAUACAAAACCCAAGAUGUAAAAAAACAACAACUUUAAAGGCAUUUCGAUGAGUUUAUGUAGAUACUGCAUCUUGCCUUUGCAUUAAUCAGUAAUAAAUAAAAAAUAUUAAUAAAUAAAACAAUAGCCAUAAUGUUGCAGUCCUGUAAUUUAUAGCCAUUAUAUACUAUAAUAUUUUGCAUUUAUAAUCAUUUUUUAAACAGUUUGUUAAUAAAUUUUCAUAGAACAUUUGAAAAUGUUUUGAUUGUGUACUGACACAACUACAUUUAAUAAUGUAUUAAUUUCAUUCACUUAGCUCUUAUAAAUGAACUGAAAAGGAAUAGCCUAUACUAUAGUACAAAAUAUGAUGAAAUUUUGCUAAUAACUACCCUUGGACAUCUAAGAGUUACAGUAUGUAACUUUUUUCUAUAAUUUUACCUUGAUGAAUUGUCUGAAGCCAUUGAUUGUGAUUUAGUUUUGCUUGUGUAUGUUUUUUAAACUCUGAAAGUGUGUUAGCCCAUGCCUUCCCCACAGUUUUGGAGAUAAAUAAUCUUCUAUUGAAGAAACAAAGUCACUUAAAUAGACUUUAAUAGAAUUUACUUUCUGACUAUAAACUGGUUUGCAUUCAGUAAUAUUGCCUUAUAAAAUAUGAAAUCAAAAUGUCUUUGUUAAUGUAAUUAUUUUCCAUUCAGUUUAACAAGGAUUCAUAUGAGUGAAGCACACAUGAUGAAUUAAAUUAUAAGAUGCAGAACCAGAUCCGAUCAAUUCAGGUAAUAUAAUCUAAAAUAAAAAGGCCUAAUGGUAAUAUUUGUUUGUGAGGAGAGCCUCGAUUGUUGACGUUUUUUAAACAUGAUGUAACAAAUUAUGUUUUUUUUCCCAUGAGAUUUAAAGGUUGACGUGAUGACUGAAAAUGAACUUUGUGUUUGUGUAUUUUCAAACAAUGUCUGCUUUGCUGUUGUUGUUGUUGUUUUGCUUAUUUGACCAUUUUUUUUUUGUUUUUUUUUGUACUAGAACAACGUUUGGAUGGAUAUUUGUUUGUGAAUAUGAAAAAAUAUGUUGUUUUCUUCAGCAUUUGUUGAACUGAUAUUUGCUGAUGCUAUACUGAAAGGUUGAAUUUUUAUG